GCGCAGAGGAGGAGAGAGAGAGAGGCGGAGUGAAAGCAACCGAUGUGUUUUUUGGUGAUGUGAGUCAGUGCAGCAGCAACAGCCACCUGUGGGUUUGUCGUCUAUAAAGCACAGUCGAUCAGAGCGCAGUUGGGAUAAGCGACGGUGCGUUGUACCUUACGGGGCGUUGCGUCAGCAGUGCGCGUGUGCCAAGUCAUAGGCGACACAUCUUCGAGUGACGCGGGGGGGGGGGGGGAGAAAGCGUUGCGUGCACGCCAGGCUAGUUGCGGACCACGAGGAUACACACGCGGGCACGCUGCGUGCGCGCCUGCUGCUGUUUGCACCGACGGUGAUCGCCCAUUUACGGUCGACCGUUCGGCCGAGCAUCGUUCGUCCACUCCCAAGAUGACUCUGCACAAGUCGGACAAGCUGCGCAGCCUGGAGAGGAGGCGCGGCAGCACCCCGCUGCCCCUGGCGCACCAGCGCCGGCGGCAGAGCGCCGCCCUGCAGCAGCGCGCCUGCCCCCCCGACGGACUCGACCCCGGCAGGGCGGCCGCGAUGGUGGCGGCGGCGGCAGGCGCCCGGGGCCCCGGUGGCGGAGUAGGAGGGAAGGGGUCGGCUCGCUCCUCCGCGGCGCCGGCGGCGUCGGCGGGGGAGCACCGCAGCAGCUGGUCGUCCGAGUCGGCCGACUCGGUGCUGUCGGGGGGCAGCACGGAGGCGGCGGGCGCCGUGUACCGCGUGCUGCUGCUGGGGGACGCAGGCGUGGGCAAGUCGAGCCUGGCGUGCGUGCUCGCUGGCAGCGAGGACGCCAUGGGCUCCGACUGGGAGGCUGACUUGGAGGACACGUACGAGCGGACCGUGUCUGUCGACGGCAACGAGGCGACGGUCGUCAUCCUCGACACGUGGGACCAGGAUGAGAGCGCGUGGUUCCGUGAGCAGAGCCUCCAGCUGGGCGACGCGUUCCUGCUCGUCUUCUCGGUGACGGAGCGCUCGUCGCUGGACCGCGCCGCCGAGCUCGGCUCGCUGGUGCGGCGCGCGCGUCCGCACCCCCGCACCGCCGCCCUCAUCCUCGUGGGCAACAAGAGCGACCUGGCGCGCUCGCGGGAGGUCUCCGUCGAAGAGGGCCGAGCCGUGGCGCUGCUGCUCGACUGCAAAUUCAUCGAGACGUCGGUGCCGCUCCACCACAACGCCGACGAGCUGCUGCACGGCGCCGUGCGCCAGGUUCGCCUGCGCCGCAGCGGCACCCGCGGCGGCGGCGGCUCCGCCGGUGCCGCCGAGGCGGCGGCCUCUGGCGGGGCCCGGGACGGCGACGCGUCCGGAGCGGCGGGCGCCCGGAGGCCCAGCCUGGGCGAGCGGGCGCGCAGGCUGCUCGGCCGCUUCGGGAGGCUGUCGUCGGUGAGAGCCAAGUCCAAGUCGUGCCACGACCUCUCCGUGCCGUGAGGGGCGGCGGGAGGCGGGCAGGCGGGGACGCGGGCCUUCACGCGCACGCGGGGACGCGCGUGUGGACGCGCCACGGACGCCAGCAUGGGGGAUGCGUGUGCGCGCACGUGGACGCGCUUGGAAAAUGCGGGAGACACGCGGGGACACGCGGAGAUGCAGGGAGACACUUUGGGGAAACACAACACACGGUGGGGGGGGGGCGGGGGGGACACGUCGGGACAAACAUUCGCACAUGCACACACAUCUUGGGGGGGGGGGGGGGGCAGGUGGGGUGCUCGCGUGCGCAAUGAGCACCAAGGUCCCCCCCCCCACAUAUCGGGGCCUGCGCCGUUUGCGAGCACUCACCGAGGCCCGGCGCUUGACGGGGCGCUCGGCGUGGGAUGGUGCCGCGUUCGUUCCACUGUAGUUGUUCGUCUCGCUCGGCGCCGACGCUUGCGCGCCAGCCGCUCGCUUUGGGCUCCGUCAACUUUGGGGAGACGCCCAAGGCCCACGUCGCCCCCCACCGAUGUUAGCCACAGCCAGGAAAUAAACUCAGGUCAUGAACCACUGUGACCCCCCACCUUCCCCCCCUCCCCCCCCCCACCAUUACAAAUGCUCAUUGCAUACAAAUGCACGGCAAUGAGGCACCACGCGCGCGCACGCACGAUUAUCAGAAUAUUUUUAACGCCCGUUAAAAAAAAGACAAUGUAUCUCAUUGCGAUGAAAGUUAAUAGAUAUACACUGCAUGUGGAUUUUAUUUACGUCGGAUUAUUUUCUACGUUAUUUUUUAUAAGAACCACACAAGAGGUAUUGGUGUUCUAAUUUCAAAGCUUUUAAAUUUAUAUGUUUUCAGUGAAUAAAAAAUAAUAAUGAACACUGUAGAUUAUUGAGUGGCCCUUUGGGUCCCAAUAGCCUGCUUGGAUGUGAAACGCGUUUAUAAUUUAUAUGGGAAACACAAGUAGCUCGGGUUAUUUUGUUUUUACAUCUUUGCCUUCCGUCUCCCUGUCUGCCUCUUGAACUUGCCCAAAUUGAACCCUUCUUGGUUCAAGCUGUUGCUCUUUUUGGUGAGUCCACCUUUUGUGCUGUAGGGGUGUGUGACUUCACAACAGACGGGCACCAGCGUAAUAAUUGUGCCCCAAUCGGUGACCUUUUAAAACAAAUAUUUGUCUCAAUUAACUAUUCCACCCACCCCCCCCCCCCCCCCCAAUUUUAUCCUAACCGUGCUUUUUAGUGUCACGUCACGAAACAAAUACACGAUUUGGAACGCUUCCAGAGCAGUGCAGCCCUUCGUUUCAGAGAAGCAGUCCACGGAAGUGGAUAUCCCAGAGCUGCUUCUGAGCUGUCUUCGAGCGACCGCUGGGCCGCACAAUAGGAGGAUGCCACUUUCCCAAACGCCUUCGCGUGCGAGAGCAAAGCUCGUCGACUGGCCGGUGACCUCUUUUUGUUUGCGGGCGAGGCGUCAAUGGGUCGGCGGGAAGCCGAUGCGAUGCACAAAAGAAAAAAAAAACUGCAGGGGUUGUUGGAUCAUGCAGGUAUGGUGCCCGGUGAGAGGCGAGUACAGCAAGUAGGGUUUGGCAUGUGAACUGGUGAAGUGGGUCGUCUAGUUUGUCGUGGUUGAACCGGGUGAGAGCUCGUUAGACCAGGAUGGUCUUAGUUGCAAGAGCGACCUGGGUCGUUAGUCUGUCGUUGGGGUGGGUGGGGGGUGGUAGGUGUGUAAUCCCAAAUGAGUUAAGGUGCGGUAACAAUUUUCGAAUUUGGCUUUCAUGUGGACGAUGACGUUGGCUCGUGGCGCGACUGGUCCACUCUCGUCGGCGGAUUUCUUUAGCGGACACUGUGAAGAAGACUGCGAGUGGUGGCGUCUCAUCGUUGAUGACAAACCGCGGUAGUGAUCCGGUUGAUAAUAGAGGUUUGUUUUGGGUUAGAUCGCGUAAAUAUAUAAAAGUGUCGUUAAACCCACCACCACCCGACACAGCCAACUAGUAAGGGUUGUCACGUAAACAGAACGUGGCCAAUUCGUUACUAGUACAGCAACACCGGUGUGUUGGAGGGCCAGGCCACAACAUUUGCAAUCUGAGUACGACGUUUCGCCAGUAAUUACAACUAGCUUCAUCAGGCGACAGCCAGAUUUGUGGAGAAAUCCACCUGUUUCGUUCCUAAUAUAGAGGCGUAGAUGUGGUGACCACACUUCUGCGCUCUUGCACACAUUGGGAGGGGCACGUUCUGUUUACGUGACAACCCUUACUAGUUGGCUGUGUCGGGUGGUGGCGGGUUUAACGACACAUUUAUAUAUUUACGCGAUCUAACCCAAACACAAACCUCUAUUAUGGAUGCUAUUGGUCGCGAAAGCCUACUACGUGUUAAACUAAUCCGGUUGAGUGGGCGUCACGGUGGCUAGGAAAUGUGAACUACCUCGCCUGGUAUACAGGAGGUUGUGGGUUCAAACCCGACCCUGACGCCUACUGCUGUAUAAUUGGAGUUUGCGUGUCCUUUUUCCCCCGUGGUCGCGUGGAUUUUUCUCCAGGUGCUCCAGUUUUUCCCUCCACAUUUUAGAAUCGACGUCGCGAGUGUAGAGUAUGUUCCUGCUAUACAUUUCCACGUGAUAAGCCACUUCGUUGGACUAUCGUUUGUGGCCAGGUCGCUUCUGAAAAAGCGAUAGAUAGCUCAGUGGGCCUUGCCUGGUAACAGACAAAAAAUGUUCUCUAGUUUUAAAAAUAGAGCUAUAAUUUGUGGCCAGACCGCUACUGAAAGAAAAGAGCUUUCUAGCUCAAUGGGCCAUUGUAAAAUAAAAAAAGAGUUAAGUUUAGAGUCUCAUGCACUGUAUAUGUGGAGUUACUCUGGUCAUUCUGAUUUCCUACUGCACAAAAAAAAUACAAUUAAAAAAAUAAUUGGCUACGCACACCAAAACAGGACCCUCUUGAAACUGAGUCUCAAGACCCGGGCGUUGUCGUAUAAUUAGCGGAAUGCGAAUUAUUUUCGAUUUAAACAAAAACGUCAUACGUUUUUAGCCGUUGGAAUUGGACGGAUUUGGGAAACCAGGUGGGUGUGCGGCGGCCACGAAAAGGGUGGAAAUUACAGCCCACGGAUAGGAGAGCUUAAAAAAAACUGCGCAGACUUUGCGCAAAACCCAAGAUUACCGCGUGCAAUUAUCUGUCGUGCGUGUUGAGUCUGGUCUGUGCGUCAUUGGAGGUUGUGAAGCCCCGUGUAUUUUCCGGGCGAAAAAUAGAUCGCCUGCUUGUUUGGUGUGACAUCACCAACAUCCUCUGCCCCCCCCCCCUCCUCCCCCCAUCCUCUGUCUGCAUCUAAUCCACCUUGGGAUAAUAAAAAAAAACUAACCUCAAGAUUCAAAUGUUGAUUUCUCUCAAACUGAAUCCAUCGUGCUUUUUAAAUCAAAAAUUUCGAAAUUUCCAUGCCCGGGGCUCGUUAUGCCAUCCAUCCAAGUUGUCGUCGGCCUGUAACUUGCUGGUCCACUUUUUGUUCCAUUUUCUCCUACUUUUAUGAAGCUCCUUGUCCACUAUUGGCCUCCGAAUUUGUACGAUUUCAUCUCCGCCAUCCCUUUCCGCUGUCCGCCCCUCCGCCGCUUAGUUUAUUUUUUUCUCCCCCUUCCCCACUCCGUAAAGUGAAUUCUGAGAAUUCCUCUCCGGCCGACGCUUUUCCCGCGACGCGCACCGCUCACGUCCCCGUGGGUUUCCUUCGCUCCACCAACGGCAUCGUCGCUGGCGACCACGAUCCUUCAUCGCGUUCUCAGCGCCUUUGCCUUCACGGGUCAUCCGUAUAAGCCGAGGGUUGAUGAUGCUCGCGACGGAUGCUUUUCACCCUUUUUGACGAUCUUUUGGUGUCCCUCGUUGAGAGUCCUUCCAAAAGCAGAGGGCUGUAAAAGAGGUCUUCUUGGGGACCCACGGGAUUGAGGACUUAAUGUGGACGCACGGCAGAGGGUCCCCACUUCUCAUCACCGUGACGAGAUGUUAACUACCUCGCCUUAGUAUACAGGAUGGUUGUGGGUUCGAGUCCAACCCUGACGCCUGCUGCUGUAUAUUUGGAGUCUGCACGUUCUCCCCGUGGUCGCGUGGAUUUUUUUCCGGGUCCUCCGUUUUGGCUGUUUAAAAAAAAAAUGUCCGCACCAUCGGCCACUUCCUUAUCAUUUGUGACCAGGGCACUUCUGAAAAAGAGCUACUUAGCUCAGCGGGACUUCAUUGGUAAAAUAAAAAAAAUUUCAUAGAACACUUGACGAUCCCUGCUUGCGAGUAUUUCCGUGCUGUCAACAUGGUUAUUUUAUGAAAGUAAAAAAUAACUAAAGUAGACGUCAAAUGACAUUUUAAGUCCUUGCUAUCAGCAAAACACUCCCGAGUCAUUUGUGAUGAGUUUAGUUUUUUACUUUACUCGUGAAAACAUUUGGACGAAUGUCCCUCCACUGCACUCGACAUAUGUAGACUUCUCUUAGAAAAAAAUGUGCGUAAUUAUUAAUUGUUAUUUGUUUGAAUAUACAGCAUCUCGUGGUAUUGUCUUUGUUGUUGUUGUUAAAAGUUCGUGGCCCUGUUCAGGCUUUGCCUGCAAAGAAAAAUGGCCACGGCUGGAGCUGUUUCCUGUGAACUCGUCGCUGUCUCAUUCGCCUCGCGUCUCUGUGGCGUCCGCAGCCGUGUGAAGAAUUCGUGUACAAAGUUUUUACUUUUUAGUCUAGGGACGUGGGAAAAGGGGGGGGGGGGGGGUGCCGGAGGAAACCUCCUCCCUUAUUUCUUACUUACUUAGGGGGGGCCGCAAGUGAGACCGGGGAAAACCUUUGGCGGGUAACCGCACCCUCACCUAGCACCCGCAUGCCCCUCGUGUCACUGAGAGAGAAGCCCGCGCAGUGACAACGAGGGCCUUGAAAUAAGAGCGGCGUUGCACGGUUCCCACCACCUUCUGUGCCCUCUAGCAUCCUGAUGUCGUGUGGCCAAGAUUGCUCGCAGCGAUGGAUAAACACAUUCCUGCGGAGGGAGCUGGUAGGAACGUUGAGUUGCUCGGUCAAUGGCCAGGGUCAAGGGCGGCGUGGUGUAUUCCGCAAAUAUGCCCGACUGCAGAGGUGUGGACUCGAGUCAUGUGACUUGGACUCGAGUCAGACUCGAGUCAUGAAUUUGAUGACUUCAGACUCGACUUGGACUUGCAUAACAAUGACUUUGUCCCACCUCUGAGCUGGUGUGGACUCGAGUCAUGUGACUUGGACUCGAGUCAGACUCGAGUCAUGAAUUUGAUGACUUCAGACUCGACUUGGACUUGCAUAACAAUGACUUUGUCCCACCUCUGAGCUGGUGUGGACUCGAGUCAUGUGACUUGGACUCGAGUCAGACUCGAGUCAUGAAUUUGAUGACUUCAGACUCGACUUGGACUUGCAUAACAAUGACUUUGUCCCACCUCUGCCCGACUGUGAGGGCGGCCCCUACCCACCCAGCCCCUCCCCACCCCACCCAUCCCCUCCCCACCCUCCCCUCACCACCCAGCUCCACUAUCCCCACCACAGCACCAUCUUCCCCACCCUCUUCUCCCCACCCAGCCCCUCCCUCCCCACCCAGCCCCUCCCUGCACGACGGACGGACACAAUAAUCCCCUGUAGGCUGGUGUAACCAGGAGGUUCCUACCAGUACAAUGUAUUUUUGCGAAGGUCGUCUUUGAGGUGGUAGGACACAGGCCAUCGGUGCCCCGACCCCCCCCCUCCCCCGGUCUAAGUAUGUGUCUAUAUUUCUAACGCGUAACUUUGUUUUUGCUGUUGCUGUUUAAAAGCCUUAUUUAACUAACGCACACACACACAAACAUUCAUCGCAAAAAGUUCAGCGAUUGAUUAACUUUAAAGCAGAAACACGGUGCGUUUUUUUAGUGGAUUGAGGGGGAGGGGGAGGCGUUUGACCUUUUCGAAACGGUGUGCCAAACGGCGGCUCUACAUUUCUGCAACGUGAUUUGGCGCGUGUGCGCGUACGUGCGGUAUCGACAAGGCGAUGCGUCCAGUGGGUUGCGUGGUGAAUGUUGUUACUGCUUACUACUGCGUGGGGGGUGGGAGUGGACUGCUUUCGUGGCCAAAAACUUAAUUUUUGUUCCCCGAGAGAAGCUCUCUCCGGGUUUGGAGGCAAGCGCCUGGCGUCGAAACGGCGAAAAUCGCUUGCCAAGGUUUUUAAAAAAAUAUAUAUAUAUAUAACGUUUUACCCGUCCGUUAAUUGUUUCUGUCUGUGUAUUUACGUCGAACUUAUUCUUUCGCGUCCAUGCGUAAGGCAACAGUGGCUAAUCGGAGGUGCCGGCGAGGGAGGUUGGCGGCGAGGGAGAGGGGACACAACGAACUAACACACAACAACAAAACAUCACAUUUUGAUUUAAAGCUUUCGUGACUGCAGGGAUUCAUAUUCUUGGUUCUUUCGGUAAAUACAAAUAUUAAAUAACAAAAAAUUCUCACGACGUUUCGACUGCAACACAAGCAAUCAUCAUCAGGUGUGAAAUUCACAGCAAGAAUUUUUAUUGUUUUUUAUUUGUAUUAUUUUAUUAUUUCCCUUCUACGUGACUUUACCGAAAGAACCAAGAAUAACAAAACAUCAUUUCAGAAGAAAGUUGAGCGCUUGCUUUUUAAGCGUCGCAAUUGUUGUUGUUGUUGUUGACGUGCUGGACAGCGCUGGACGUCGGGCCUGACAAUCAAAACUAAUCUGGCUGUCGCCUGAUGAAGCUAGUUGUAAUUCCUGGCGACACGUCGUACUCGGAUUUAAAAUGUUGUGGCUUGGUUCUCCAACACACCAGUGUGCUGUACUAGUAUACUACACUAUACACUACACUAUACACUACACACUAGUGCUGUACUAGUGACGAAUUGGCCACGUUCUGUUUACGUGACAACCCUUACUCAUUGGCUGUGUCGGGUGGUGGCGGGUUUAACGACACAUUUAUAUAUUUACGCGAUCUAACCCAAACACAAACCUAAUAUUAUGGAAAAACAAUUAUAUUUCUCGUCUGCCCUCCCCAACGCGCCGAGUUUUCAUUUGUGGCCGAUCGCACCCGACGUUUACAUCCAGAUGGAAAAUAUUGGCCCGGCGUUUAAAAAGACCGGCUGGGAUGUGGGCAGCAGUGGUUGAUGGUGGGGGGGGCCGCGAGAGUUAGAUUUCGAGAAACCUUGGCGUAAAAAAUGUUGUCCUUCAGAAUUGCAACCUCUAAAUGGGCUUUAAAUCAUCCAUUUAUUGAAGGGGGGGGGGGGACGGGUGGGUAGUGGUGGGGCUACGGUGGUGGAAUAUUCCAUAUUUGUUUUGUUCAAAAGAGGGACAUUAAAAUUUUUUAUUUCUUAGAACUAUAAGCAAGUGGGGGGUGGGGGGGGGGAGUUGCCGGUCAUCUCUGAUUUGAGUGCUCGUUUCGAUUGAAUGCGGGGUUUUUCCCCUCCCCACACACACUGAUUUUGUUUCCAAAGCGAAUGUCUGCGUUAUCGUAGUUUUUAGAAUGCACUGGUGGUGGGAUCGUUGAUGGAUGCCGUGGGGUGGGGUGACGUUCACGUAAUUUGCCCCAUGCUUAAUGGUGGCGGUUGCUACACGCUAAACGUACGGCGCAGACGCGUGAAAAUUAUUGCUUUGAAAUACGCUUCUCAAAUUGAGAGAUUUUUUUUGUCUAGGAAGAUCCCUCCCCCCCCCCCGCCGCCCGCACCUCUCCUAUAAUUUUUUACUUGCAGUAUAUAUAUAAAAUAUUUACUGUAUAUGCUGUGCUGUGCCGUAUUUGUAUAGAUGUAAAAUAACGUGGGGGUUGUUUGUGACGGUUCAACUGAACCAUUUGUUAAAAGAAUGGACGAUGGGAAUAUUGAUGAUGAUGAUGAUGUGCAAUUUCUAAAACAAAAAA
Lethenteron reissneri (Far Eastern brook lamprey) is the source of this 9222-nucleotide messenger RNA. Its product is annotated as GTP-binding protein RAD-like. Gene Ontology annotation, molecular function: GTP binding; calcium channel regulator activity; GTPase activity. The record is from RefSeq and is a predicted model, not a curated record. Lineage: Eukaryota; Metazoa; Chordata; Hyperoartia; Petromyzontiformes; Petromyzontidae. Gene Ontology annotation, cellular component: plasma membrane.